AUGUAUGUUAAGUAUGCUAAGGAGUGUGGGUUUUCAGUCAGGAAAGGGACUACAAAGACAAACUCUAAAGGUAUGUUACAUAUUAAGUAUUUUUUGUGUAUGAGAGCUGGGGUAUAUAAGGACAAGAAGGUUGAUACGUUGGACCCCAAUCAAAAAGAGCGAGUAGUGCGAUCUAACUUUUCCAAGAGGACUGAUUGUGGUGCACUGUUAUGUGUAGAGUAUGAGAAUGGAUUUUGGAAGGUGUAUAAGUUUGUCGAGGAGCACAAUCAUGAACUUGUUGAACGUCCUAAUAAGCAUUUUCUUCCAACUAAACGGCAUCUCACUCAGCUCCAGAAGCAUGUUAUACACAGCAUAUCUAAGCUGAAUUUGGGUCCUGUCAAGGCGUUUAAUGUUAUGAUGACUUGUUUUGGUGGUUUUGAAGUUGUGGGCGCAAGCAAAGUUGAAUUUAAGAACUAUAAGAGGCAAAUAAACUUGUUCAUAGGGGAAUAUGACGCUGAUAUGGUUGUGAAACAUUUGAAUGAAAAAAAACAUUCGCAGCCUAAUUUCUCAUACUCUAUGGUGUUUGUACCGUUCACUGGUAUAGACAAUCAUCACUGCAAUGUUACAUUUGGUGCAGCAUUGUUGGCGUCGGAAACUGCUGAUACGUAUAUUUGGUUGUUAAGAGUUUUUCUUAAAGCUGUAGGUUCUAAGCCAAAACUUGUUGUCACUAACCAAGAUCCAGCGAUGAAGAAGGCUAUUUCUGCUGUAUUUGUUGACACUAGGCAUCGGUUAUGCAUGUGGCAUGUGAUGCAUAAACUUUCUCCGAAGGUUGGUGUUAGGCUAUGCAAUUCCACCAAUUUUAAAGAACGUAUAUGUGGUGUUGUGUGGACGGAUAUUCUCACACCUGAAGAGGAAUCUUGGAUCCCUGCGUACUAUAGAAUGGAGCCUAUGUCUGGUCUUAUGCGAACGACAUCCAGAUCGGAGAGUGAGAAUCAUUUUUUUGGUCAAUUGAAGAGUAGUUACAAAGUGUUGGAAGGGCAAGCUGUAGAUAUAUAUACAAAAAGUAUUUUUUGUGAUGUUCAAGCAGAGCUUAUUGGAGUUGCGGAUUGCGUAAAUCAACGUUACGAAGACAAACAUUCUAUGCAUGGCGUUAUAGAGAUAUUGUUUUUGGCGUUUUUCAGGGAAUUUCCAAAACAAUACAUUCUGGAUAGAUGGCGCAAAGAGGCCUCCCCAAACUGCUCUCCUGAAUUCUCAAUUAGUCGUGAAUAUAUGACUGAGCCUGAUCCUGAUGUGCAAAGUAUGAUGCGAGAUGUUAUUUAUUCAACCAAAUACACUUUGAACCGUUUAUCUGGUAAUAAAGAGGAGCUAUCCUUAUACAAGGAUCAUGUUCAAUCUUAUAUGAAGAAGGUUCAAGAUAUGCAGAUUGUUGCUCCUCCCGCUAGUUCUAGGGACAGAUUUGCCGAGAUAACUGGUCAAUAUAAAAAUGGCAAAAAUCCGAUGAGAGUCCAUGUAGGUUAUAAAUCCAAAGGUUCUGGUACUCGGAAGCGCCUGAAAUCUAAACAGGAGAUAGCAGUUGACAAGAAGAAAUCAAAGUCGAAACCCGGGGCUAAAGAAAGACAGUGUCAGAACUGCAAAGCCUAUGGACACUACGCAUCAACAUGCAAACAGGCCACGAAGUCUCUUCCUCGAGUCAAAGGCAUUGCCCCAGAAAUGGAUUACCAUUUAUCACCCCUGACGUAUGCUAAGGAGUGUGGGUUUUCAGUCAGGAAAGGGACUACAAAGACAAACUCUAAAGAAUAUGAGAAUGGAUUUUGGAAGGUGUAUAAGUUUGUCGAGGAGCACAAUCAUGAACUUGUUGAACGUCCUAAUAAGCAUUUUCUUCCAACUAAACGGCAUCUCACUCAGCUCCAGAAGCAUGUUAUACACAGCAUAUCUAAGCUGAAUUUGGGUCCUGUCAAGGCGUUUAAUGUUAUGAAGACUUGUUUUGGUGGUUUUGAAGUUGUGGGCGCAAGCAAAGUUGAAUUUAAGAACUAUAAGAGGCAAAUAAACAUGUUCAUAGGGGAAUAUGAUGCUGAUAUGGUUGUGAAACAUUUGAAUGAAAAAAAACAUUCGCAGCCUAAUUUCUCAUACUCUAUGGUGUUUGUACCGUUCACUGGUAUAGACAAUCAUCACUGCAAUGUUACAUUUGGUGCAACAUUGUUGGCGUCAAAAACUGCUGAUACGUAUAUUUGGUUGUUAAGAGUUUUUCUUAAAGCUGUUGGUUCUAAGCCAAAAGUUGUUGUCACUGACCAAGAUCCAGCGAUGAAGAAGGCUAUUUCUGCUGUUGGUGUUAGGCUAUGCAAUUCCACCAAUUUUAAAGAACGUAUAUGUGGUGUUGUGUGGACGGAUAUUCUCACACCUGAAGAAUUUGAAUUAGAAUAG
This is a messenger RNA of Helianthus annuus (common sunflower), 2400 nucleotides long. RefSeq names its product protein FAR1-RELATED SEQUENCE 4-like. The transcript is spliced from 12 exons. NCBI's taxonomy places the organism in Eukaryota, Viridiplantae, Streptophyta, Magnoliopsida, Asterales, Asteraceae. Gene Ontology annotation, biological process: regulation of DNA-templated transcription. Gene Ontology annotation, molecular function: nucleic acid binding; zinc ion binding. Bases 1 to 2400 code for a protein of 799 amino acids. The record is from RefSeq and is a predicted model, not a curated record.